This is a messenger RNA of Notothenia coriiceps (black rockcod), 1020 nucleotides long. The record is from RefSeq and is a predicted model, not a curated record. NCBI's taxonomy places the organism in Eukaryota, Metazoa, Chordata, Actinopteri, Perciformes, Nototheniidae.
AUGGAGGAUGUACUAAGGGAGUUGGUGCGUAUUUCUACUGAGCAGCAGACUCUGCAACGGCAGAUGAUACAGCAGCAGAAACAGAAUGCGCUUCUCCAUUUGGAGGUCCAAAAAUGCCUAACAGCAGCCCCUCCUAUCGAGAGGGAAGCAACCGUGCAGCCUAACCCAGGCCGAUUCAUCGACAGUCCUACCUGCCAGAGGGCCAACCGCGUUGCUACCAGUGUGGGGAGACAGGCCACAUUGCCCGGGACUGCCCAGGGAAGGAUGAGCCAAUGCAGACCGCCAACUCAUCUGGAAAGCUCCCUGGCUCAAAUGAUACCAGUCAAGGUAAAUGGAAAAGAUGCAGAGGCGUUAGUGGACUCAGAAAUUAAAGUCAGCUGUGAGCUGAAAGUGGGGGUGGUUCCUUCCCUACCAGUCCCAGUCUUGGUGGGGCGAGACUGCCCACUGUACAAGUGCCUGCGACACCAGAAGGAGGAGCAGAGAGGCAACCAAUCUUCCAGUGCAGACGAGGCAAAUGAUAACCCUUUUGCUGCUUUCCCGGGGGACCUAAGCACAGGUGAUGAGGAGGGUGAAGUCGCAUUGCUUCCAAGUUUGAAGGGCCAGUUCGAGACCGCCCAGAUGGAAGACCCCAAUCUGUUGCAUGCACGCAGCAAUGUUACGGAAAUAGAGGGAAAACCAGUUCCAGGAGUAGACCAUGAGGUGGCCGAAGUUGAAUACAGUCCAGGGCUGUCCAAAGCUCAGUUACAGCAAACCAAGGAACUGGUUCAGCAGAGUUUGGAUGUGUUCUCACUACGACCUGGACGCACAACGAUGGUGGAACAUCAAAUCCACACAGAGCCGGGCCAAAAGGUAAAGAUGCGGCCCUACCGGGUGCCGGAGGAAAGACAGGCGGCCAUUGAGCAAGAAGUGCAGAAAAUGCUGGCUAUGGGGGUGAUUGAAGAAUCUCACAGUGAGUGGACCAGCCCUGUCGUUCUGGUUCCUAAGCCAGACAACACCAACAUGUUCUGUAAUGAUUUCUGA